GCUAUCGCUGAGGCAUUGGCAAUGUUGGUUGGCGCCAUUGGGCAAGGUCAGCAAGCGAACCUUGGGAACCAUAAUCAGGAUGAAUUCCGUGCUUUGGGAAAGUUUCAGAGGAACAAUCCGCCAACCUUUGAAGGAGCAUACGACCCUGACAAAGCACAGGCAUGGCUGAAAGCAAUUGAGAAGAUCUUUCGAGUCAUGAAUUGUACUGACGCGCAGAAGGUGCAGUUUGGCACCCAUAUGCUUGAGAAAGAAGCUGAAGAUUGGUGGGACAACACUGUUCAGAGGUUUGAAGGUGAUGGGAUGGAGAUUACUUGGGAUCUUUUCAAGGGUGCAUUUCUGGAGAAGUACUAUCCAGAAGAUGUGCGUGGAAAGAAGGAAAUUGAGUUUCUUGAACUCAAGCAGGGUAAUGGAACCGUGGCGGAGUAUGCUACAAAGUUUGAGGAAUUGAUUAAGUUUUGUCCCCACUACAAUACUUCCGAAGCUGAGAGAUCUAAGUGUAACAAGUUUGUGAAUGGUUUGAGACCUGAGAUCAAGAAGGUUGUGGGAUAUCAACAGAUUAUCCGAUUUUCUGACCUGGUUAACAGGAGUAGGAUAUAUGAUGAGGAUAGCAGGGAAAGUGCUGCUCACUACAAGUCUUUGAAAGAGAAGAAAGAAAAGGGGCAAUUCAGAGGGAAACCGUAUGGGAAUCCUGUUGAUAACGGUAAACAAGAAGCUGGUAAUGACAAGAAGCCGAGUGGGGGAGGAGCUCCUAAUCCGGUUAGGUGCUACAAGUGUGGUGUUGAAGGACAUCGUUCUCCUGAAUGUCCCAAUUCAGAAGCAACAUGAUUUAAGUGUGGCAAGCUGGGCCACAAAUCCUUUGAGUGCCUAGAAGGUAAAACUGUGGCAUGCUACAGAUGUGGAGAGCAAGGUCACAUCAGUACUAAUUGUGACAAACCCAAGAAGGAUCCUGCAAGGGGGAAGGUGUUUGCUUUAUCUGGUGCUGAGACUACUGCUGAGGAUAGACUAAUUCGAAGUACGUGCUUUAUUAAUGGCACAUCUUUGAUUGCCAUUAUUAUUAUGGGUGUGAUGCAUUCUUUAUUUCAUUGGAGCUUGAGAGUCAGAUGAGAGAGUCCUACCCCGAAUUGUUCGUUUAAGGAAAUUUUCGAGGGCGAAAAUUCUUAAGUGGGGGAGAGUUGUAACACCCCGUUUUUAAUUAAAAUAAUGUUGGUAUUUUAUUUUAAUUAAGAUUAUAUUGUAUGAGGGUUUAAUAGGUGAUAUAUUAAUACUUUAAUGAAAUAAAAUAUUUUUUUUGUGAUGCUGAGUGUGUUUUAUGAAAUGGAAGAGAGCUAGGGGGUGAAAGUUAGGAUUAAAAAUAGAGACAAGGACUAGGAGAGAUUUUAGGAUUUUUAGUUUAGCCCUUGAGGAAUUAGGUUUAGAUGGUUUAAUAAGGAUGGGGAAGCAGCUAAAGAAAAAAAAAAUAAGAAAGAAUAGGACGCGUGAAAGAAGGAGAAAAAAAAAAAGAAGAAGGUUGUGCGUGAAGUAGCAGGAAGAGAGGGAGAGCGGAUCGGCUUCGGAGAAUUCGAUCGGGAACGGGGAGCUGCACUCAAUCCAAAGGUAAUUAGGAGGAGUAGUCUAUAGCCUUUAUUUCGAGUUGGAGUCCUUGCUCUGAUACGUAGCACUCGGGGGGGAAAUGGACGCUUGUUUUCCUUCUGUUAUAAUUUGAAUUAAGUUGUUAUUUGAGAAGUUGUUUCUGUUUUAAGUUGUGGGCAAGAUACUAUGUUUUCUUUAAGUUUUAAAGACACUGGAUUCGCUGCAUAACUAUUUGUCAAAGUGAACUAGUUCAAAGACUAAUUAACUGUCACAAGAGCAUUUAAGUUUAUUUAUGAGUUCAUCUCAAAGUUUAUGUGCUAUGUAUCUGUUACAGGAGCAUUAUGAUAAUGUUUUAAGUGAUUAUGUAAUGCCCCAUGAGUGUUAGAAUU
Messenger RNA from Lotus japonicus, 1958 nucleotides. RefSeq lists its product as uncharacterized. The coding region runs from base 22 to 825 and encodes 267 amino acids. The record is from RefSeq and is a predicted model, not a curated record. Gene Ontology annotation, molecular function: nucleic acid binding; zinc ion binding. Lineage: Eukaryota; Viridiplantae; Streptophyta; Magnoliopsida; Fabales; Fabaceae. The transcript is spliced from 2 exons.